CGCCGAGGUGCGCACGUGCUACCGGGGAGGAAGUAACGUCAACCCGGGUAGCCGAGCUGUGGCGCCGCAGUGGAGUCGCUUCGCCGAAAACAUGUCGCAUCUACCCAUGAAACUCCUGCGCAAGAAGAUCGAUAAACGGAACCUCAAAUUGCGCCAGCGAAACUUAAAGCUCCAGGGGGCCUCAGAUGUGAGCCUCUCAGAAACGCAGAAUGGAGCCUAUCAGAAACUGUCUGAGGAAACAGUGGGAAGUGGGAAGGUUAAAAAAUCUCUAAAACGGUCUGUGAAUGUGGACUUGUCAGAAGCCCGGAAUGGAGAGAUGGCUAAAGAAACAGUGGAAAACGUGCAAGUUAAAAAAAAAAAAAAAAAGAAAUGUACCGUAAUAAUCAAUGGAGAAGCAGCCACACAGCCUCCCAAUUCAGAAUCAAAAAAGAAAAAGAAGAAGAAAAAGAGGAAGAUAGUGGGUGAUGCUGGGCCUGAUACCAAAAAAGCAAAAACCGAAGACAAGGGGGAGUCUGAGGAAGAUGUACAAGCGCCUGAAGAGACAGAAAACCAUGUGGAGAAGCCCGACGAUCAGGAAGAAGACGCUGAGGUGCCCAGCCUACCCCUGGGACUGACAGGAGCUUUUGAGGACACUUCAUUUGCUUCUCUUACUGAUCUUGUCAGUGAGAACACUCUGAGGGCAAUAAAAGAAAUGGGUUUUACAAACAUGACUGAAAUUCAGCAUAAAAGUAUCCGACCACUUCUGGAAGGCAGGGAUCUUCUAGCAGCUGCAAAAACAGGCAGUGGUAAAACUCUGGCAUUUCUCAUUCCUGCAGUUGAACUCAUUGUUAAGUUAAAGUUCAUGCCUAGGAAUGGAACAGGCGUUCUUAUUCUCUCGCCUACUAGGGAACUAGCCAUGCAGACUUUUGGCGUUCUCAAGGAGCUGAUGACGCACCACGUUCACACAUACGGAUUGAUAAUGGGUGGCAGCAACAGAUCCGCUGAAGCACAGAAACUUGGUAAUGGAAUCAACAUUAUUGUGGCCACACCAGGCCGUCUCCUGGACCAUAUGCAGAACACCCCAGGGUUUAUGUAUAAAAAUCUCCAGUGUCUGGUUAUUGAUGAGGCUGAUCGUAUCUUGGAUGUUGGGUUUGAAGAGGAAUUAAAACAAAUUAUUAAACUUCUGCCAACUCGCAGGCAGACCAUGCUCUUUUCCGCCACACAGACUCGAAAAGUUGAAGACUUGGCAAGGAUUUCUCUGAAAAAGGAGCCAUUGUACGUUGGUGUUGAUGAUGAUAAAGCUAAUGCGACAGUGGAUGGUCUUGAGCAGGGAUAUGUUGUUUGUCCCUCCGAAAAGAGAUUCCUCCUCCUGUUUACAUUCCUUAAGAAGAACCGGAAGAAGAAACUGAUGGUCUUCUUUUCAUCCUGUAUGUCUGUGAAAUACCACUACGAGUUGCUGAACUACAUCGAUUUGCCUGUCUUGGCCAUUCACGGAAGGCAGAAGCAGAAUAAGCGUACAACCACGUUCUUCCAGUUCUGCAAUGCAGAUUCAGGGAUACUGUUGUGUACAGAUGUGGCGGCUAGAGGGCUGGAUAUCCCUGAAGUCGACUGGAUUGUGCAGUAUGACCCUCCAGAUGACCCCAAGGAAUAUAUUCAUCGUGUGGGAAGAACAGCCAGAGGCCUGAACGGAAGAGGGCAGGCCUUGCUCAUUUUGCGCCCUGAAGAGUUGGGUUUCCUUCGUUACUUGAGGCAAUCCAAGGUUCCAUUAAGUGAAUUUGAGUUUUCCUGGUCCAAAAUUUCUGACAUUCAGUCUCAGCUUGAAAAAUUGAUUGAAAAGAACUACUUCCUUCAUAAGUCAGCCCAGGAAGCAUAUAAGUCCUACAUUCGAGCAUAUGAUUCUCACUCUCUGAAACAGAUCUUUAACGUUAAUAACUUAAAUUUGCCUCAGGUUGCUCUGUCCUUUGGUUUCAAGGUGCCUCCUUUCGUUGAUCUGAACGUGAACAGCAAUGACGGCAAGCUUAAGAAGAGAGGAGGAGGCGGCGGAUUCGGCUACCAGAAAGCCAGGAAGGUCGAGAAGUCCAGAAUCUUCAAACACAUCAGCAGGAAGUCAUCUGACAGCAGGCAGUUCUCCCACUGAAGACCCACCUUCCUCUCUUCCUCAGUAGCUUUGUCCUGAUACGGAUUUUUCCCUUUCUCUAACAGAGGAAUUUUUGUGGCUUCAGGAUUGGGACUGAUCGAACAGGAGUAUACAUGGACUUGGGCUGCAACCGCUGGGCACUGAUCGCUUCCAGGAAAUACCUCUCUUCCUUGGGGAUAUAAAACACAGUUCAUUUUUUUAGGUUGCUCAAGGGCAAAACAAAGGAUCUUUUGGAUGGAAUAUUUUAAUUCUUUUUCUUCCAAGUUUGUCAUUGUUUUAAUAUAAUUCCUUUUGUACCUUUUCCUCCGGGUGGCUGAGGAUUUUCACAACACGGAUUUUGUACCAACCUGCUGUAAAAGGCAGUGACCUGAUACUCUGAACAGGUGCUGGUGGUAGUGAUGCAGAAAAUUGUCUCCACUUACUUGGGUUUGUUUUGGGUUGUUUCUUGGACCUUAACCAUAGUUCUUGACCUCCCCUGAAAAUGCUGCUGUGGCUAGGAAGCACCUUAGGUCAAAGGUGGCAUUGAUUUUUAAAUAGGCCAGAUUUUAAAACUGUGGCUGUUCCCGUCUUUUUUUCAAGAGUGAGAAGUUUGGGUUAUUUGACACUGUUGUUUGAAUAAAGCACCCUCAGCCCUCCCAACAUUUGUUGGGAGCAGAGGGAAUCAGAUCUUCGAGCCUCAUUUACACCAGUAUAGGUGUAAUACUCUUCUAUUCUCCAUUUGAUAACUUAGCAGAAACCUUUUCGAAAAGGCAGAGUGGUGAUAGACCUCACUUGGCUCCGCUUCAGGUAGUUUGGAUUUUGGUGAGCCCUUCCGACUCUGCAGAGUAUCAGGGAGGCAGAGAGAGCAUCUUGUUGAGAAAAAUAACCCCUUUCGGAUCCACAAAACACAGAUUUGUGAUGAAAAUUGGAAAUGAACAGAGGUCAGAGCAGCAGAGACGGGUUUAGUCUGGCGGGGGUUUUGUUACGAGAGCUCUUGAUUUCCAGCGUGUUUCCUAUGUCUUCUUUCCAGUACAUCUUGUAACUAUAAAAAUGGUUAUUAGAUUUUUAUCAAUUUGAAACUAAAGUUGCUUAGCGUCAUUUUGCUGUUACGCCAGGUAAUAGUGAUAGGCUACUAAUAAAAUAAGCACAUUGAGAGCGUCAAAUGUGGAAGAAACAGCCUGAUACAAAUAGCAUCCCAGGAGUAAAAAAGAAGAGUGAUACUCUGCAUCUGGACUCGACCCCUGGCCCCUUGGCCCCAUGGCUCGAGCUGCCCUGGGGUUCAGGCCUUGACUGCUGGACUCCUGGCUUUUAAUAACUAUUCCUGUAAGACAUCUGGUAACUUGUUUUUCUUUUUUGUUUCAGACCUAGUCAUGUCUCAGAAAAUACACAAAAACAAAGGGAAGAGUAUUUAAUCCAGAGCAGGAGUAAAUACUGUCAGUAUUUUAGUACGUACUCAUCCAGCGUUUUGUAUACACGCUUUUACAUUUUUUUAUCAGAAGUGAAGUCAUCCUCUAUCCCCAACUUGGAACCGGCUUUUUUCAUAACAUGCUAUUUUCCUGUGUCAUUAAAUAAUUAUGUCACUUUUGUAUUUC
This is a messenger RNA of Prionailurus viverrinus (fishing cat), 3687 nucleotides long. It is a transcript of the gene DDX18, whose product is annotated as DEAD-box helicase 18. Bases 92 to 2116 code for a protein of 674 amino acids. Gene Ontology annotation, molecular function: ATP binding; nucleic acid binding; RNA helicase activity. The transcript has 14 exons. Gene Ontology annotation, biological process: maturation of LSU-rRNA from tricistronic rRNA transcript (SSU-rRNA, 5.8S rRNA, LSU-rRNA). The record is from RefSeq and is a predicted model, not a curated record. NCBI's taxonomy places the organism in Eukaryota, Metazoa, Chordata, Mammalia, Carnivora, Felidae. Gene Ontology annotation, cellular component: nucleolus.